Messenger RNA from Mollisia scopiformis, 1106 nucleotides. Its product is annotated as NAD(P)-binding protein. The transcript is spliced from 3 exons. The record is from RefSeq and is a predicted model, not a curated record. Bases 68 to 1063 code for a protein of 331 amino acids. NCBI's taxonomy places the organism in Eukaryota, Fungi, Ascomycota, Leotiomycetes, Helotiales, Mollisiaceae.
AGGAAAAUAAUCAUACUGCUUUCGAAAGGCCUCGUUACUCAAUUCUUCCCAAAAAAGCAAUUUUACGAUGUCGAAAAUCAUUGCCAUAGUCGGUAUCACCGGUACCCAGGGAAUAUCAAUCGCCCAAACUUUCCUUGAAUUGCCAGAAUGGCGCGUCCGAGGCAUCACUCGCAACCCCUCCAGUGAAACAGCAUCGUCCCUCGCAGCUCAAGGCGUCGAAAUAUUCAAGGCCGAUAUCGAUGACCCAUCUUCUCUCCUCACCGCCUUCACAAGCGCAACAGCAAUUUUCUCCAACACAGAUUUCUUUUUGCACCUCCGAGCUGCCUUGGAAGCUGGAAUCCCCAACCCUAGUCAACACGCGUACGAGCUUGAAGUAGCUCAAGGAGUCAAUAUUGCUGAAGCUGCUGCUUCGACAGCUGUUCUGAAAACCUUGGAAAGUUUCAUACUUUCCUCUUUGAGUGACGCCCGGAAAUGGAGCGGUGGAAAGUACACCACGGUUUAUCACUUCGAUUCCAAAGCGGAGAUGAUUCGCGUCACCAACGAACGAUUCCCGGAACUGGCUGCGAAGAUGAGUACGGUUCAGAUAGGCCACUAUGUUUCGAAUUGGAAAGCGUUUCCGCCUAUGGCUCCACAGAAACAGGCGGAUGGGAGUUUUGUGACAUUCAGACCAACUGCGGCGAGUUUUAGAAUGCCGUUUGUGGUUACGGAAAAAGAUACGGGAGCUUUCGUUAAAGCGCUGAUUGAUCUGCCAGCUGGGAAGGAUCUUCUAGGCGUCUCGGAGACGAUGACGUGGCCAGAGUGGAUGGAGACUUGGGGAAGGAUCCAUGGGGUCAAGACUGGGUUUAAGGAGGUACCUUCAGACGAGUUCUUCAAAGACCUGCCAGAGCCGAUGGGAAAGGAGUUGGCGGAUGCUUUUGCGUAUAUGGAAGAAUUUGGGUAUGAUGGCGGAGAUCCUGAGGUGUUGACGCCUGAUAUGCUCGAUACUAAGAUUCCGUUGACGUCGAUGGAGGAGUAUAUCAAGAGUCAAGAUUGGUCUGCUGUCCUCAACUCCGAAGUAUCGUAGAUUGAUGCUAGUGUCAAAGGACUUCAGCCUCACGAGCUUCAGC